CUAUGAGAGCCCCUGUGGUCUGACUUCAGCAGCAGUUUCCGGAAGGAGACCAGCACUCGCUGUCGCCGCGGGGCGGCCUCCCUCUACGUGAUCUGAGCAUCCUUCCGGAGGCCAACAGACCUCGGUUUCGGGGUGGCUUCUGAGCUUCCCUCAGUUGGCGCAAAGGAAGAACCAGACUGCUGCCCCUAAAGUGCGUAAAGUGGCAGACGCUCAGACGAGCCGCCAUAGGGGCGAACGCCAGCACCCGUGGUGGCCGGGGCGAGCACCGCUGACUCUGCCGGGAAGCUCAAGCCAGCAGCAGACAAGCAAGCUGGUGUCAGUGGCAGCAUGGUCUUCUAUUUGGAAAAGGAGAUGCCACACCGCCUGCUGGGAAGCACCAUGGUCCACUUCCAUGCCUCAGAAGUCCAGCAGCUGCUACACAACAAGUUCGUGGUCAUUUUGGGGGACUCCAUCCAAAGAGCUGUGUAUAAGGACCUGGUGCUUCUGCUCCAGAAAGACACACUGCUCACAGCUUCCCAGUUAAAAGCCAAGGGGGAGCUGAGCUUUGAACAGGAUCAGCUGGUGGCUGGGGGCCAGCUGGGAGAGCUGCACAACGGGACACAGUACCGAGAGGUCCGCCAGUUCUGCGCUGGCUCUGGCCACCACCUUGUGCGUUUCUACUUCCUCACCCGUGUUUACUCCGAGUACCUUGAGGACGUCUUGGAGGAGCUGUCACAUGGACCUGCCCCUGACCUAGUGAUCAUCAACUCCUGCCUCUGGGAUCUCUCCAGAUAUGGCCGCUGCUCAAUGGAGAGCUACAGAGAGAACUUGGAACGAGUCUUUGUGCGAAUGGAUCAGGUUUUGCCAGAUUCUUGUCUGCUGGUGUGGAACUUGGCAAUGCCUCUGGGGGAACGUGUCACUGGGGGUUUCCUCCUGCCAGAGCUCCAGCCCCUGGCAGUCUCUCUGCGACAGGAUGUGGUUGAGGGGAACUUCUACAGUGCUACACUAGCCGGGAACCACUGUUUCGAUGUCCUGGAUCUCCAUUUCCAUUUCCGGCAUGCUGUACGUCACCGUCAUCGAGAUGGUGUCCAUUGGGACCAACAUGCACACCGCCACCUCUCCCACUUACUUCUGACCCACGUGGCUGAUGCCUGGGGUGUGGAGCUACCCAAACAUGACCGGCUCCCAGACCCAUGGAUUGAGGACUGGCCUGAGGUGGAUCGUUCAUCCCAGGGAAGCCAUAAGCAGCCCCCAGACUUCAGGGAGAAGCUGGCCUUGCCCCUGCUCCCACCUUUCCAUUUGCCUCCCCCCAUGUCCUUUCCUUACCCACUUCAGCCCUCACCACCUCCCUUGUUCCCACCCCUGCCCCAGGAUAACCCCUUUUUCCAAGGCCAGCCCUUUCUGCCCUAUGAAUUCAAAUAUAAUGCAAUGGAGGACUUCUCAAUGCCAGGAUGUGGCCCUGGAAUGAACUUUGUGCCUGGGCCCCCGCCACCAUCAGUCUCUGGCCCUGUCUCCCAUGGUCAACACCGGGGCCCAGUGGUCCACCGGGGCAAACCACGUUGUGUUCUGAGCAACCCCUACCAUGUACCAAGGAUCGGGGGCCCAUGCAGGCAUCGACUCAGACACUCAGACAGACUGAUCCACACAUAUAAACAGGACAGACGGGGACAUGCCCAUUCAGGAACAUGGCCUGGGUAGGCAGGAUCUUAGGUUGGGGCUAGAGAUGCCAAUGGCCCUGGGGGAUCUGCCUGAUAACCUAGCUGUUGGGCCAGGGUGUUCUUGUCCAUUGCUGAUAUCAAUAAAAGCAUGGAAGGACAGAGUGACAUUCCUGUGUGAGGGAGUGGGUCUCUCAAACCAUGACCUUAAGGCAUGGGGAAGCUGCCCUUGGCCUCUUUGCAAACUAUUUAGAAAUCUGUGAAUACACUCUUGUAUAACAGGUCCAUCUUCACAAGAACACAUACACACUAAAUAAAUAUCCCCAGAGUCCCUUGUUAUCAACAGGUCUUUGGGACUGGGAAAAAUCAAGGACUGAGUUAAAUUGUCUUUAGUAGGUAUUCAGUGAGUUGUUAGAACCUAAGUGAGAAGUUUCCAAGUGCAGGUUAAAGACCAGUUAGGAUCUCAUUAGUUCCUUGAUACAUGCGCAUACCCUGAUGCACAGGGUAGAGUGUGACAUUGGGGGAGAGGGGCUGGAGUGUGACAAUGGGGAAGAGAGGGGGGGCAUUCUAAAGACCCAUUACAUUUGAAUUAGAAUGGAGGGAACAGAAUUCUUGGGUUCAUUUUUGUUCCUGCUAAUGAAACCUUUCAAAAGGACAACAUCCCACUGAAAAGAAAACAGAAAAACUGAUCCAACAAUGGAUUUUGGUUAACAAUUUGGUAGAUUAGUGAAGCUUGGUUAACAGGUGGGUACUAAGUAUUGUCACAGACAAUAUGAGUUAAUAAAACCUAAGAAACUUGCAGAGGCAUGCAGUGCCCAA
Molecule: messenger RNA, 2453 nt
Organism: Mastomys coucha (southern multimammate mouse)
Lineage: Eukaryota; Metazoa; Chordata; Mammalia; Rodentia; Muridae
Gene: Pced1a
Product: PC-esterase domain containing 1A
Exons: 8
Coding region: 328-1677 (449 amino acids)
Source: RefSeq, a predicted model, not a curated record